AAUCCCUCUGUGUAUGUUAUUUUUGCUGUUUGGCAGGAUUUAGGUUGAAUCCCUCUUAAUUUCUGCUCAAAUCUUGAUGCGAACAGCCCCAUAUCCAAGUUUAGUGUGCAAAUCGCAAUUCCAUUCGAUCGGCUUUAGCAAUGCCGAAUGCCUGGAAGAAGGAGAAGUCUCCUUUUUUCUUCUCCUUACGAGGCAUCUUCCUCCUGUCCGUCAUCCUCCUCUUAUUCCUCAUCAUAAUCUUUCUCCGUCCCCUCUCCUCCCAAAACGCUAACCCGAUCUCCCUUCAGCUCCAAACCCCCCCAGUCCUAAACCUCCCCACCGGCCUAACUCUUCUUCCCUUUGACUGCUCCGCUUCUCCCCAAGCAACCCCUGUCUUUGCAGCUCGCGUAGAGGGCCUUCAUUACCCUUUCCUCUACUCCCUGGCCGAUUUCGGAUCCCUCCCCGACAAACCGCACAAAAACAUCAUCCGUAUGCUUAAAGGCAAGCCUUUUAGACGCCCGGACAUCUCUUCUACCAUCCAGGAGUUUCUCCGUGGGUCUAAGCCCGCCGAUGGGAUUGUCAUUGAUGUCGGAGCUAACGUCGGGAUGGCGGCAUUUGCAGCAGCCGCCAUGGGAUUUAGGGUGGUGGCGAUUGAGCCGGUGUUUGAGAACCUGCAGCGGAUCUGCGAUGGAGUGUUUUUGAAUAGAUUUUGGGAUCGAGUGGUGAUAUUCGAGGCAGCUGCUUCAGAUCGGAUGGGGAACAUCACGUUGCACAAGCUCGUCGGCCGCCUCGACAACAGUGCCAUCUCUGCAACUGGCGCCAAAUUAGCUUUCAAAUCCAUGGAAGAGAUUGCCGUUGAAGUCAAGACGAUCCCAUUAGAUAAUGUUAUUCCUGAUAAUGAGAAAGUUAUACUGAUGAAAAUUGAUGUUCAAGGGUGGGAGCUCCAUGUUCUUGAAGGAGCGAUCAAGUUACUAUCAAGAAGAAAAGGUGAAGCUCCAUAUCUCAUAUAUGAGGAAGAUGAGCGGCUGUUAGCGGCUAGUAACAGCAGCAGAAAGGAGAUCAGGGAAUUCCUCGAAAGUUUUGGUUAUAGUCACUGCACCCAGCAUGGAACAGACGCUCAUUGCUCCAAAAACUAGUAAUAAAAUCUCAAAUGCUGGGUUUUGAUGCCUGGGAUUUGAGUGCGAGGAGAUGAAAUGAUAAAAUGAUUGUUGAUUUAUAAUCAAUCAACAUAUUGGAACUGUCAUUUUAUUUCAUUUCCUUCACUUUUCUUCUAUCCAAGCAAAGCUGAGAUGAUUGAGUUGAAGUUGCAGCAGUUGAUUGUAGCAGAAUAGCGCCUGUAAAAUACUGAUAAAAACUGUUGUUUUCCCUCUCUGGAGAAAUAGCUUUACUGUGUAAAAUUGAAUAGUGACGUGAAAUUUAGUUGGUUUUGGAUUACAACAUCCAUCAAAUUUUGAGACUGGCAUCCAUUGUUAUAGUUUAUGUGAUUACUGUCUUGUUUUCUUUCUGUUGUUUGGCCUAAAUCCCUGUUAUUGAU
Molecule: messenger RNA, 1513 nt
Organism: Phalaenopsis equestris
Lineage: Eukaryota; Viridiplantae; Streptophyta; Magnoliopsida; Asparagales; Orchidaceae
Exons: 2
Coding region: 141-1115 (324 amino acids)
Source: RefSeq, a predicted model, not a curated record